CGCAGGAACUGCAAGCCCUGGGCAAGUUCUCUGCCACACUUGCUGAGCUCAACACUAAGGAAGACACCAAGUCUGACGAUGGAUCAAAGGGCAAGGAAGUUGAUGGCAUCGAAGAUGAUGGCAAUGCCGAGCGGGCCAAGGCUGUCAAUGACCCGACAUCGGAAGACGAGUACAACAGCAAGAGUCUGCACAAACUGGUCGCUGACGGGGGCUUGGGUGCAGAUAUCAAUCCGGUAAACCUUGAAGGAACUUUGGUUGAGGACGAGGAGCGUGAGACUGGACGGGUCAAAAUGGAGGUUUGGGGCAUAUUCUUCUCGGCAUGCAGUGGCUACUCAUACUGGUUUGCUGUUCUUUUGUUAAACUCCCUGGCCAAAGUGGUUACAAUUGUUCAAGACUACUGGAUCUGUAUCUGGGUAACGGCAAACAAUAUAGCAUCUCCACAUGUAGUUCUACCUGAUUCCACUAACACAGUAUCACCAGCAGCAAACACCAACAUAAUUGGCCAGCAUACAGUAUCGUUUUGGAUUGGUAUUUACCUGGCAAUCGGUGUCAUCGAAGUUUUUGCGCUGUUUAUCAAGCUUGCCUAUGCAUAUUCUGGACUGAUCAAAGCCGCCAGAAAUGUGCAUGCAAAGCUGAUCAGGUCAGUUGUCCAUGCCACACCGCGCUUCUUUGAUUCGUCACCAUUCGGCCGGAUCAUUAACCGGUUCUCCCGUGACAUGGAGUCUAUUGGCACGAACACCCUAGAUUCACUCAUCUGGAUGUUUGCAGACUUCACCUCUGCAUUGGGUGUUAUCGUCAUCAUCACUGCAGUUAUGCCGCCAUUCAUUUUUGUUACUGUUGUCAUCACAGUAGCAUAUGUGGUGAUUGCCAAGUGUUACUUGGAUUCAACCCGCGAGCUGAAGCGACUUGAGUCAAAUGCCUCAGCGCCGCUGCUGUCACUGUUUGGCGAGCUGAUACAGGGUGUAUCAUCAAUCCGCGCAUUUGGUCUCAAAAAGUACUACAUCAUGGAGGCUAUUAACAGAUCAGAUGAGCUGAAUCGCCCGUUCUACCUGACAAUGGUGUCGAGCUGCUGGAUGUCCAUCCGACUUGAUGCUGCAGGUGCAACAGUGUCAUUCUUCUGUGCUUUCUUCAUCUUGUGGAAUGUCUGCAGCUUCGACGCCAGUCUUGCUGGAUUUGCGUUGGUACAUGCACUACAGUUUAAAGACUAUAUGCUGUUUGCCAUCCGGAACUAUGGUGACAACGAGCUGAACAUGAACGGUGUUGAGCGGGUCAGCCAGUAUCUAAAGCUUGACCAGGAGGCCAGUGCUCAGUCGACGCCCGAGAACAAGCCUGUCAGCAACUGGCCUAGGACUGGUGACCUUGAGGUUGAGGACCUGGUCGUCGAGUAUGUGCCUAAUGUCCCAGUGCUGCAUAGCCUGAGCAUGUCGAUCAAGCACGGCGAGAAGAUCGGUGUGGUUGGCUGCACUGGCGCUGGUAAAUCUACGCUGUCGUUGGCAUUCCUGCGGUUCAUCGAGGCAGCCAAGGGCCGGAUCAUGCUCGAUGGGGUUGACAUCUCGAAGAUUGGCCUGGAGGAUCUCCGUCACAAUGUCACGAUCAUUCCACAGGACCCAGUGCUGUUCAACGGCACUAUUCGCUUCAACCUUGACCCGUUCAGCGAGUACCCUGAUGAGAUUGUGUGGGAUGCGCUGCACCGUGCACAUCUGGUGCGUGAGUAUGGCAGCCAGACUGCUAGCACAGCAAUCAGUGUGCUUGAAGGCAACGCCAUCGAUAGUUCGCUGGAGCACAUGUCAGGCAUAUUCACUAGCCUGGAGGCCAAGAUCAAGGAGAAUGGCCAGAACCUGUCACUAGGUCAGCGUCAGCUAGUGGCACUGGCUCGCGCUCUGGUGCGCCGGUCACGACUGAUCAUCAUGGAUGAGGCAACAGCAUCAGUUGAUUUUGAUACUGAUGACCGUAUCCAGCGCACGAUCCGUGGCUCCGAGUUUGCCAACUCGACCCUGUUCUGCAUUGCUCACCGGCUGCGCACCAUCAUUGACUAUGACCGCGUGCUGGUACUGGACAAAGGCAAGGUUGCCGAGUUUGACACUCCGGCCAACCUGCUCAACAGGCAGGACGGCAUCUUCCGCAGCAUGUGCGAAAAGUCCGGCGAGUUUGAGUACCUUGCCGAUGCUGCUAAGCGAGCCCAAGAUCCCAAGCAGUUUUCUUAAAAUUAGCAUGAUACAAUAUAGAGCCACA
Linderina pennispora is the source of this 2232-nucleotide messenger RNA. RefSeq names its product P-loop containing nucleoside triphosphate hydrolase protein. Gene Ontology annotation, biological process: transmembrane transport. Gene Ontology annotation, molecular function: ATP hydrolysis activity; ABC-type peptide transporter activity; ATP binding. The transcript has a single exon. The annotation marks the transcript as partial. The record is from RefSeq and is a predicted model, not a curated record. NCBI's taxonomy places the organism in Eukaryota, Fungi, Kickxellomycota, Kickxellomycetes, Kickxellales, Kickxellaceae. Gene Ontology annotation, cellular component: fungal-type vacuole; membrane.